AAAGUAAAACAAAGCCAGCCAAAGCCAUCGGAGACCGAAGCUCUUGUGGUCUUUGUUGGACCCCACAUCACCACUGUCCCUCAUUUUUUGAUCAUAUUUCUAAUAAAAUUAAAAAGCUCAAGACUUUAAGACAGAUAACCCACUUUCAAUCUUCUUUCUCCCUGCCCAAUUCAUCUCUCAUGGAGGACUUUCGAAGAUCAAGGUCUUAUGCAAAUGGGCAAAUGAUGCAGAUUGAAAGUUACUAUGGAGCUCCCAGGCCUUAUGAUCUCAGGAGUUAUAGUGCUUCCUAUUCCUAUUCACAAACUCAAAUGGGUCCUAAGGACUUGAAGUUGAAGAAAGGAAAAAGCAUUUCAGCAGGGUCUUCUUUCUCCAAGUCUUGGAGCAUCGCUGAUCCUGAGCUUCAGAGGAAAAAGAGGGUUGCCAGCUAUAAAAUGUAUUCUGUGGAAGGGAAGAUCAAAGGGUCAUUCCGAAAGAGCUUCAGGUGGCUUAAGAAUAAGUACUCGCAAGUGGUUUAUGGCUGGUAGUGGUUUAAUUGCUACUUGCAGUUCAAUUUCUGCUUUUACAAAUCUAAAUUGAUUGGUGUUCAUGAGGAGAAUUGUAGAUUAAUCAUUGAUGGGUUAUGAUCGGUUUGCUUGUGUUUGUCCAAACUUUUUGUUUAUAUGUUAAAUAACCUGUUGCCUAUUGGGUCCUUGAAGAUCUUCUGAGGGAUGAAAUGAAAUUAUAUUUAUUUUGCUGUUCAUGAUUUUUAAUCAUAUGUAGUGAUGUUUCCAUUGAAUGAGACUUCUGU
Abrus precatorius (Indian licorice) is the source of this 787-nucleotide messenger RNA. RefSeq lists its product as uncharacterized. The transcript has a single exon. NCBI's taxonomy places the organism in Eukaryota, Viridiplantae, Streptophyta, Magnoliopsida, Fabales, Fabaceae. Bases 180 to 524 code for a protein of 114 amino acids. The record is from RefSeq and is a predicted model, not a curated record.